AGCGCUUCAUUUAACGCUGUCGCUUUCGCUUCCACUCGCACUCCAUGGGUGCGCGGGCGACGAUGGGAUGUUCGCCCUUGCUGCCCUUCCAAGCGCUCUGGCUCACAGCGGCCGUUGUCGCGGCGCUCGCGCUCGCGGCCGGCGCGCAGCCGUCGCCGUCGCUGUCGCCGGGGUUCUACGACGCGACGUGCCCGGGGCUGCAGCCCAUCGUGCGCCGCGGCGUGGCGCGCGCCGUCCGGGCGGAGCCGCGCAUGGGGGCGUCCCUCCUCCGCCUCUUCUUCCACGACUGCUUCGUCAAUGGCUGCGACGCCUCCGUCUUGCUGGACGACGUGCCCGGUAACUUCACCGGGGAGAAGAACGCGGGGCCCAACGCCAACUCGCUGCGCGGGUACGAGGUCAUCGACGCCAUCAAGGCCCAGGUGGAGGCGUCCUGCAAGGCCACCGUCUCCUGCGCCGACAUCCUCGCCCUCGCAGCGCGCGACGCCGUCAACCUGCUGGGCGGGCCGCGGUGGGCGGUGCCGCUGGGGCGGCGGGACGCGCGGGACGCGAGCGCGGGCGCGGCGAACGCCAACCUGCCGCCUCCGGACGCGUCGCUGCCGGCGCUGCUGUCCGCGUUCGGCGCCAAGGGCCUGGACGCGCGGGACCUGACGGCGCUGUCGGGCGCGCACACGGUGGGGCGCGCCCGCUGCGCGGUGUUCCGCGCCCACAUCUACAACGACACCGCCACCACCGACGCCAGCUUCGCGGCGGGCCUCCGGGGCGCCGUCUGCCCCUACACGGGCGGCGACGCCAACCUGGCGCCGCUGGAGCCGCAGGCGCCCGACGCCUUCGACAACGGCUACUUCCGGGACCUGGUCGCGCGCCGCGUGCUGCUUCGCUCGGACCAGGCGCUGUACGGCAGCGGCGGAGACGGGGGCAACACCACGGACGCGCUCGUGCGCGCGUACGCCGCCAACGGGACGGCCUUCGCGGCCGACUUCGCCGCCGCCAUGGUGAGGAUGGGGAACCUGGGCCCGCCCGCGGCGAGCGCGGCCGCCGCCGAGGUCCGGCUCAACUGCCGCCGAGUGAACUGAUCGUGCAGCCUGCCCGCGCGCGCCGCGCCAUUUGCAUAGAUCAGUGGAUUGGGUUACUUUCCUGGUGUACACUUGCUUCGAUUCGAUUCGCAGGAGUACGUAGUAUGAUUGAU
Messenger RNA from Zea mays, 1186 nucleotides. Its product is annotated as peroxidase 68. Gene Ontology annotation, biological process: hydrogen peroxide catabolic process; response to oxidative stress. The record is from RefSeq and is marked validated. NCBI's taxonomy places the organism in Eukaryota, Viridiplantae, Streptophyta, Magnoliopsida, Poales, Poaceae. Gene Ontology annotation, molecular function: heme binding; peroxidase activity.